UUACGGACUAACAACCGGGCGCGAGGGAGCACUCGGCGGUUGGACUCUACAGGAACCGAGGAAUCCCGACCGCUCGCGACAUUUCCUCCGCUGUCCGCCCGGCGGGUUUUUUUUUUUCCUCGCGUCGGUUACCGGAGAACUUCGCGUGUUUUGCGUGGCUCCCCCCCCCCACCCCUCCGGUGUGUUUUUUAUUUUAUUUUCCUCCUCCACCUCCUGCUCCCCAUGUUCUAUCGGCGCGUCCGCGGGCAGUGUGUGUGUGGAGGCUGUGAUACACGAGGAGAGAAAUGCAGGGAUUCGUCCGGUUGCAGCUGUACCGCUGAGCUGCGUCGCUAACCCCCCCUCCUCCCGGCUUUGUGUGUGUGUGUGUGUCUCUUUUUUUGUGUUGGCAAUCCCUUCAAACGGGACCACGGAGUGAUAGAAGAGGGGGGGAAUAGGAAGAACUGAGCCGGAGGAGGGCAUUUGGAUUCAAGCGCGGCGGCCGCCGGGGUCUUCUUCACGCCCCCCCACCCCUCUCCCGGUCACUGUGUGACCGAGUUUAACGUCGGACCCGGGGUAUACCUUCCCCCCCGAAUCUGGGAGAGCCUCGGGGACCCCUGACGCUGCUGGUCCGGGGAGAGAGAGAGAAAGAGUUCCCACACGGCUGUCGGACAGUUUUUUCUCUUCUUCUUCUCCUCCCCGGUCUGAAGAGCUCCGCACCGCCCGGAUGAGGGCGAGGAGACACGCCGGGGAAGAGAGUCGCCGCCGCGGCUUGUGAUUGUGUCCGAGUGGGUCCAGCACGGAGCUUUUAUUUUUUUAUUUAAAAAAAAUUUUUAUUCGGCACCUCGCCGUAGGCGCGAGUGUGCGAAAUGGUGAAACUCUACAGAAGAGGGACAACGGGACAGUACUUUUAAUACACACACACAACACAUCGCCCACAUGCACCGGAUCAAUUGCUGGAUUUGGGAACCGCAUACGCAGACGGGGGUUCGGGGAUCCGUGGAGGCUGCUGCCGGAGGAUGGAGCGGUGUAGCCGGGGUUGGUGAGCGCCUCACUUCGGGGCCACUUUGCUUUUUUUACUCCCAAACAACUUGCCCCCGUCGCCAGGACACAUGCAGGCCAAAAAACGCUACCUGAUCCUGCUCUCCGCCGGCGUGUGCCUGCUGCUUCUCUCCUACCUCGGAGGGGUCCAACUUCCCGCGGCGAGCAGGAGCCGGCAUGACCGCAGCCGGACCGGGUACCGGCCCGACCAGCCCUGGCCGCACUUCUCGGACCCGUUACACAUGUUCUCCCCCGUGGACCACACGGACACGCAGGAGUACAACCUGCACAUAUCGCCGCGGCAGAAGCGGGACGGCAACGCGAGCGUCUACCGGGGCAAGCGGUGCCGCGCGGACUCGUGCUUCGACUUCGCGCCGUGCCAACGGAGCGGGUUCAAAGUGUACGUGUACCCGCAGCAGAAGGGGGAGAAGAUCUCCGAGAGCUACCAGAACAUCUUGUCCACCAUCGAGGGCUCCAGGUUUUACACCUCGGACCCCGGGCAGGCGUGUCUGUUCAUCCUGAGCCUGGACACUCUGGACCGGGACCAGCUGUCCCCGCAGUACGUGCACAACCUGAAGACCAAGGUGCAGAGCCUGCCGCUGUGGAACGACGGGAGGAACCACCUGAUCUUCAACCUGUACUCGGGCACGUGGCCGGACUACACGGAAGACCUGGGCUUCGACAUCGGCCAGGCCAUGUUGGCCAAGGCCAGCAUCAGCACCGAGAACUUCCGGCCCAACUUCGACGUGUCCAUCCCGCUGUUCUCCAAGGAGCACGCGCGCACCGGCGGCGAGCGGGGCUUCCUCAAGUACAACGCCAUCCCGCCGUUUCGCAAGUACGUGCUGGUGUUCAAGGGGAAGCGCUACCUGACGGGCAUCGGCUCCGACACGCGCAACGCGCUGCACCACCUGCACAACGCCGGGGACGUGGUGCUGCUCACCACCUGCAAGCACGGCAAGGACUGGCAGAAGCACAAGGACGCGCGCUGCGACCAGGACAACGCGGAGUACGACAAGUACGACUACAAGGAGAUGCUCCACAACUCCACCUUCUGUUUGGUGCCCCGCGGCAGACGGCUGGGCUCCUUUCGCUUCCUCGAGGCGCUGCAGGCUGCGUGUGUGCCCGUGAUGCUGAGCAACGGCUGGGAGCUGCCCUUCUCCGAGAUCAUCGACUGGAACACGGCGGCCGUGAUCGGAGACGAGAGGCUGCUGCUGCAGAUCCCGACCACGGUGCGCUCCAUCCACCAGGAUAAGAUCCUGGCCCUCCGACAGCAGACUCAGUUCCUCUGGGAGGCCUACUUCUCCUCCGUGGAAAAGAUAGUGCUGACCACGCUUGAGAUCAUCCAGGACCGCGUGUUGCAGCACGGCUCCAGGAGCAGCCUGAUGUGGAACAGCCACCCCGGGGGGCUCUUCGCCCUGCCGCAGUACUCCGGAUACCUGGGAGACUUCCCCUUCUACUACGCUACACUGGGUAUCAAACCCUACCCCAAGUUCACGGCGGUCAUCCACGCCGUCUCGCCCCUGGUGUCCCAGUCCCAGCCCAUACUCAAGCUCCUGGCAGCCGUGGCCAGGUCCCAGUACUGUGCCCAGAUCAUCGUCCUGUGGAACUGCGACAAGCCUCUGCCGGCCAAGCACCGCUGGCCCGCCACCUCGGUGCCCGUCAUCGUCAUCGAGGGAGAGAAUAAGGUGAUGAGCAGCCGCUUCCUGCCCUACGACACCAUCGUGACCGACGCCGUGCUCAGCCUGGACGAGGACACGGUGUUGUCCACCACAGAGGUGGACUUCGCCUUCACGGUGUGGCAGAGUUUCCCCGAGCGGCUCGUGGGCUACCCGGCCCGGAGCCACUUCUGGGACAGCAACAAGGAGCGCUGGGGCUACACCUCCAAGUGGACCAACGACUACUCCAUGGUGCUGACCGGGGCCGCCAUCUACCACAGGUACUACCACCACCUGUACACCAACUACUUGCCCUCCAGUCUGAAGGGCAUGGUGGACCAGCUGGCCAACUGCGAGGACAUCCUGAUGAACUUCCUGGUCUCCGCCGUCACCAAGCUGCCGCCCAUCAAGGUCACGCAGAAGAAGCAGUACAAGGAGACCAUGAUGGGCCAGUCCUCCAGAGCUUCCCGGUGGGCCGACCCGGACCACUUUGCCCAGCGGCAAACCUGCAUGAACAAGUUCGCCAGCUGGUUUGGCGCCAUGCCGCUGGUCCACUCCCAGAUGAGACUGGACCCCAUCCUGUUCAAGGACCAGGUCUCCAUCCUGCGCAAGAAGUACCGGGACAUCGAGAGGCUCUGACAGGGGGGGGGGGCGCCAGAGAGACUCUGUGGACAGCAGGAGGAGGACGGGCGGCGGCGCGGCUCCGUCGUCCACUCGGCUCGUUGCCAACGACGACAGCGCCGCCGCCGCCGGGAUGAACAGGAAGCGAGCAGAUGGCGUUGGGAUAUGAGAAAUGCAGAAACGGAAAGCCCGCAAACACAGACGGACUGACGGGGUCGCCCAACGCACGACUGACGACCACGACUCUUGGAUAGAAUAUUUUUUUGUACGACACGAACGCCGCCGACGUUCCUCCGCGCUGUCGGCACGCGGGCAGGACGGUCGACGAGGGAAGGCGUCCACGAUCGCAAAACCUGGCAACCCCCCCCCCCCUCCCCUCUUCCUCCCAUCAUAAAUCCUACCGAGCUCCCCGGUCCGCAUCGGAGCCCCUGCUUCACGGCCCGGGAGACCCUGUUCGCUGGUCGAUUUGAUUUCUGUACAAGUCGUCUCUCCGGCGUCGCCGCCGACCGCUCGUCCUCUCCGGGAGGUUUGAAGUCGUCGCUUUAAUGUUCGCCGUCCUCCGGGCAGCCGAGGUGAACGGCGUCUGGCUUUAUUAAAGCGCCCGACAAGGUUUUUACAGCCGCCCGGUCGAUCUUGAAAUUGGCUGCUCGGCCAUCAACACACACCCUCGAGCCGGGAAACAUCCCGCCUUUCCUUUCCUCGGCUCCUUUCCUCGAUGUGCUGAUUCGGCUAUCUGCGUCGCCUGUUAUCACGAAGGAAAGAAAUCCCAUUUUCCUCUCACACUCGCCGAGGCCGUUGUUCUUCGCUCAUCUUUUUCUUCUUCUUCUUCACUUACUUUCAUCGUCUUUAUUUCCCCUUUAAACUGUCUGUGUGUGUGUGUGUGUGUGUGUGUGUGUGUGUGUGUGUGUGUGUGUGUGUGUGUGUGUGUGUGUGUGUGUGUGUGUGUGUGUGUGUGUGUGUGUGUGUGUGUGUGUGUGUGUGUGUGUGUGUGUGUUCAACGGAGGCCGUUUGAGCUCACGUGAAAGAAGCGGCGCGCUUAUAGCGGCCUUCCUGUCGAGCUGGCGUUCAGCCACUGUUCAGUGUGUGUGUGUGUGUGUGUGUGUGUGUGUGUGUGUGUGUGUGUGUCUUCGUCAUCUGUCAUUAUCAGCGUCACAUUCAUCUACGGUUUUAAUUUCAAGUUUUAUUCUCUCUUUUUUGGUUGUUGAUUUGUUCUCAUUUUGCUCCACAAAUAGUUUAUAUAAACUGCCACGUGGUCAUGUGAUCAUGCUCAUCGGGCUUUGGCGUGUUCUAAUCCACACGCUACCAAUCCAACGUUUCAGCAUGUCGAAGGCAGCAGGACUCUCGGGUUUCGCCUCCUCGUCGCUUUGAACGCCGUCUCCGCCGAGUCCGGAGAGACGUUUCCGAUCUGUUUUACCGAGUCGCAAACAAACACAACAACAAACUCAACAAUAAACUCAACAACAAACACAACAACAAACUCAACAACAAACACAACAACAAACUCAAACCCAUCUCAGAUCCCCGCGUCUCUCUCAGCGCUGUACAUAGGCACAUAUUUAUUUUUUUGAGAAAUACGAAAACGAAAGCGUCGACGCUGUGCGGCGCGAGGCCGAGGGGAGCUGACGGUGUUCAUCCGGUUCAUCUUCCGCACGCCGUGCACAUUAACACACAGAAGACGGCGGUGGCUCUGCGGCUCGUGGUUACCGUGGUUAUGGUUUCCUCCCCCGCGAGAGACGUGACAUGAAGUUUGGUUUUAACUCUGAGCGAUCGCGUCCUCCAGCGCUCCGCGAUUGGAUCGGGAAGCACAAUCUCGGCUCGGGAGUCAAAUUGCCGAGUCCCAAUAAAGACGCCGCCGACUGACGCGCCGCGAAAUAAUAAGCAGAUGGGUCCUCUGAAGCUGAUGGAAACAUUUUCAGCUGUAACACCCCCCCCCCCACACACACACACACACACCACACACACACAUGCGUUACAAUAAUGGGUCUGAGUUGUGUUUAAAUUGCCUCUCUGGAAAACUGGUCUCAGGUCAGCGGGGAGAGGAGGAGAGGAGAGGAGAGGAGUCCAGAGCCCGAGACAUUAUUUACCCUCUGGAAGUUUAUUUGGUUCCUCCAUCAUCCUCCGUCAUUUGAUCGGACGGGGAACAUUAUGCAAGUUCUCAUCGUGUGCUUGGAAGUCCGACGAAAAAAGGAGGUUCACCCCAAAUAUGCCGGGCAGUUUGGUGUUUACGGCGGCGACGUGUGUGUGUGUGUGUGUGUGCGUGUGUGUGUGUGUGUGUGUGCGUGUGCGUGCUGUAAACUCGUCUGUUCUUGAUUUGUGCCUUCUUAUCAACGUGUGCGUUCUCCACAUGCCGAGCGCCGUCUGUCCAGGACUCAUCCCCCCCCCCCCUCUCAUACACUGGAUGAGUCGCCGCCUCCACGUCCCGUAUUAUAAGCGCCGCGCUUUCUCCUCCUUUGGACACGGUUGCCGAGGCAACAACGUAUGACCACUUCCUGUCUGGGAUUUAUUUAUCAGCGAAUUGGCCACAUCGCUUUCACCAAUCGGCAGCCGGUCGUGUCCGUCGGCCCCGAUGCCUUCUCCUCCCUCCGACCUUGUAAUUAACAGAAGACUUUUAUAGAGGUCACAAAUGAAAUAGAUAAAUGCCAAUUUUGUAAGAAUGAUUUAUAAAAAAAUAAAAAUAAACUCAUAUUUGAUGAUAA
Molecule: messenger RNA, 5989 nt
Organism: Pseudoliparis swirei
Lineage: Eukaryota; Metazoa; Chordata; Actinopteri; Perciformes; Liparidae
Gene: ext1b
Product: exostosin glycosyltransferase 1b
Exons: 11
Coding region: 1089-3311 (740 amino acids)
Cellular component (GO): membrane
Molecular function (GO): glycosyltransferase activity
Source: RefSeq, a predicted model, not a curated record